UAGUUUUGCUUCUUCACACUGCACAGACACAGACCGGAAGUUGUAAAGACAUGUUACAGGGUUACCUAUCAGGACAGCUGUCGUCUGCUCUAGGAGCGUAUCAAGUAGAAGCUUUAAGGCGGGAAUUCAAAAGCUUCACUGACGUCAUUGAGAAAUCUAUGAAAAAGUUCAAAGAAGAAGUGAGCACUAGCAAACCAGAUAAAGGAAACAGAGCCAUUGUAUACACAAGAUGGGGGAAGAAGAUUUGUCCCUCAAACGCAAACUUAGUUUAUUCUGGAUUCGCUGGAGGAUCACAUUAUACUGACAAAGGAGCUGCUGUAGAUCCUCUUUGUUUGCCAAGGGAUCCCGAGUGGGGGAUGUACAGGGAUGGAACUAACGGAGCCGGAGCUUAUAUAUAUGGAGCGGAGUACGAAACAAAGGCAUUUACAAGUCACUUUUCUCCAUUUCUUGACCAUGACAUACCCUGUGCUGUGUGCCUUGUUCAAAAUAGAUCCGUUGUAAAAUUAUUUCCGGCGAGAAAAACCUGUUUCAAAGGAUGGAACCUCGAGUACCAGGGCUAUCUCAUGGCUGGACAUUUUGGUCAUGCAGCUGGUACAACUUACAAGUGUAUGGACAAGAAUCCUGACACUUUGCACGGUGGUCAUGCGAAUAAAGAUGGCUACUUAUUUUAUUUUGUAGAAGGCCGUUGUGGUUCAUUGAAAUGUCCACCAUAUGUUGAGGGAAGAGAACUAGUUUGUGCUAUCUGUUCAAAACCGUAA
Messenger RNA from Saccostrea echinata, 758 nucleotides. RefSeq lists its product as uncharacterized. Lineage: Eukaryota; Metazoa; Mollusca; Bivalvia; Ostreida; Ostreidae. The transcript is spliced from 4 exons. The record is from RefSeq and is a predicted model, not a curated record. The coding region runs from base 51 to 758 and encodes 235 amino acids.